Molecule: messenger RNA, 6958 nt
Organism: Nyctereutes procyonoides (raccoon dog)
Lineage: Eukaryota; Metazoa; Chordata; Mammalia; Carnivora; Canidae
Gene: SLC26A2
Product: solute carrier family 26 member 2
Exons: 4
Coding region: 403-2631 (742 amino acids)
Biological process (GO): transmembrane transport
Cellular component (GO): membrane
Molecular function (GO): secondary active sulfate transmembrane transporter activity; bicarbonate transmembrane transporter activity; oxalate transmembrane transporter activity
Source: RefSeq, a predicted model, not a curated record
UCCCCGCGGUGCCGCCCGGCCGGGCCCCGCCUUCCUCGGGGCCGGGCGAUGGGCGGGGAAGGGGACGGGCAGGUUAAAGCGAGGCCGGCCCCUCACCGGGCUACCGCUGCCCGCGCCGUCGUGUCCCCUCGCUCCCGCCACGGCGGAGGACGCGCCGCGGGGCCUCGUCGCGCCGGGAGGCCCAGGACCGACAGGUUUGGAAAAGCCUUUUGACCCAGGAAUCACUAAAAGCUGUUCCAAAAUAGAAGGACAUAAGAAAUGUAUUCAAACUAGCUUGGCCUGAGUAGGAAGUAAGAAGAGAGUUAUAGACGAGUUGCAUUGAGGAAUGAAGAAUUGCUGUGUGUAUCCACAAAUUUGAUUGACUUGCUCAGGGGUAGGAGGCUGAAGUGUCUAUCUCCAGAAAUGUCUUUGGAAAGUAAACAACAACAUGAUCUGUCACUCAAUAAUUCAGUUGAAGGAAAUGACCAACACAGUCCUCUGUCUAAUAUGCAUCCAGAGCUUGAAAAGCAAUCAAGUACUGACUUCAAGCAAUUUGAAGCCAAUGAUCAAUGCACAAUUUAUCGUAGGAUCCAUAUGGAGCCUCGAGAGAAAUCAAGUACUAACUUCAAGCAAUUUGUCAUUAAAAAACUGCAGAAGAGUUGCCAGUGCAGUCCAGCCAAAGCCAAAAAUAUGAUUUUUGAUUUCCUUCCUGUUUUGCGAUGGCUCCCAAAAUAUGAUCUGAAGAAAAACAUUUUAGGGGAUGUGAUGUCUGGUUUGAUUGUGGGCAUCUUAUUAGUGCCCCAGUCCAUUGCUUAUUCCCUCUUGGCUGGCCAAGAACCUAUCUAUGGUCUGUACACAUCAUUUUUUGCCAGCAUCAUUUAUUUCCUGUUGGGUACCUCCCGUCACAUUUCUGUGGGCAUUUUUGGAAUAUUGUGCCUUAUGAUUGGUGAGGUAGUUGACCGAGAACUACACAAAGCUGGCUAUGACACUGCCGAUAAUGCGCCUUCUGAUUUAGGACUGGUUUUGAAUGGGAGCACGUUAUUAAACCAGACAUCAGACUGGAUAUGUGACAGAAGUUGCUAUGCAAUUGCAGUUGGCAGCACUGUGACCUUUAUGGCUGGAGUUUAUCAGGUAGCGAUGGGCUUCUUUCAAGUGGGCUUUGUUUCUGUCUACCUCUCAGAUGCCUUGUUGAGUGGAUUUGUCACUGGUGCCUCCUUCACUAUUCUUACAUCUCAGGCUAAGUAUCUCCUUGGGCUCAGCCUUCCUCGGAGUAAUGGUGUGGGCUCGCUCAUCACUACGUGGAUACAUAUCUUCAAAAACAUCCAUAAGACCAAUAUCUGUGAUCUCAUCACCAGCCUUUUGUGCCUUUUGGUUCUUUUGCCAACCAAAGAACUCAAUGAGCACUUCAAGUCCAAGCUUAAGGCACCAAUUCCUACUGAACUCAUUGUUGUUGUGGCAGCCACAUUAGCCUCUCAUUUUGGAAAACUAAAUGAGAAAUAUAAUACCAGUAUUGCUGGGUCUAUUCCCACAGGGUUUAUGCCACCCACAGCACCGGACUGGAACCUAAUUCCUAGUUUGGCCGUAGAUGCAAUAGCUAUUUCAAUCAUUGGUUUUGCUAUUACUGUAUCACUUUCUGAGAUGUUUGCCAAAAAACAUGGCUACUCAGUCAAAGCUAAUCAGGAAAUGUAUGCCAUUGGCUUUUGCAAUAUCAUCCCUUCCUUCUUCCACUGCUUUACUACUAGUGCAGCUCUUGCAAAGACCUUGGUUAAAGAAUCAACAGGCUGCCAAACUCAGCUUUCUGGUGUGGUAACAGCCUUGGUUCUUCUGUUGGUCCUCCUAGUAAUAGCUCCUUUAUUUUAUUCCCUUCAGAAAAGUGUCCUUGGUGUAAUCACCAUUGUAAAUCUCCGGGGAGCCCUACGUAAGUUUAAGGAUCUGCCCAAAAUGUGGAAGGUUAGCAGAAUGGAUACGGUUAUCUGGUUUGUUACCAUGCUGUCCUCUGCACUGAUAAGUACUGAAAUAGGCCUGCUUAUUGGGGUUUGUUUUUCUAUGUUUUGUGUCAUUCUCCGUACUCAGAAGCCAAAGACUUCAUUGCUUGGUUUGGUGGAAGAGUCUGAAAUCUUUGAAUCCAUGUCUGCUUACAAGAAUCUGCAGACUAAGCCGGGAAUCAAGAUAUUCCGUUUUGUAGCCCCUCUCUACUACAUAAACAAAGAAUGUUUUAAAUCUGCUUUAUACAAAAAAACACUCAACCCAGUCUUAGUAAAGGCAGCUCAGAAGAAGGCCGCAAAGAGAAAGAUCACAAAGGAAACAGUGAUUCUCAGUGGAGUCCAGGAUGAAGUUUCAGUGCAACUUUCCCAUGAUCCCUUGGAGCUUCAAACCAUAGUGAUUGACUGCAGUGCAAUACAGUUUUUAGAUACAGCGGGGAUUCAUACGCUGAAAGAGGUUCGUAGAGAUUAUGAAGCCAUCGGCAUCCAGGUUCUGCUGGCUCAGUGCAAUCCCUCUGUGAGGGAUUCCCUGGCACGUGGAGAGUAUUGCAAAAAGGAAGAAGAAAACCUUCUCUUUUAUAGUGUGUAUGAAGCAAUGGCCUUUGCAGAAGAAUCUCAGAAUCAGAAAGGAGUGUGUAUUCCCAAUGGUCUAAGCCUUUCCAGUGAUUGACUGAGAAAGUAGAUGGAAAGAAGAAUGAUGUCUAGCCAAUAGCUUAAGGUUUGAAGUAUGUAAUACUUUCUAGUUCCACAGUGGAAAAUGUUGUACUUGAAAAUUUAACCUAUGGAGAGAUAUUAUUCCUUUGAAGUUGAUGGCUUUUGUAGAUACACAAAUACAGUAGAGCUUAUAGUUAAGAAAAUUUUGUGGUUUUAGGCCUUUUUGCAGAUAUGAGGUAUUCUUGAAAUUAAAUAAAUACCUAUUGAAUUGAACUGUAAAGUAGGCUUCAAACUCAGUUACCAUGCUGUUUUAGAAGAUAAGCAUUUGGACUCUUCCUUCUCCUGGAGGUAAAGCUGACAUUGACGUGAGAAGUGCUAGAGGCUACUUGAUGUGACUCUUAGGAGAGAAUAGAAAGGAGGCAGGGAAAUAGUGUUGUACCUGCUCUGAUACCAGCAGGUCAGGGGACUUCUGUGGCAAAGGUUUGUUCUUACUUGUACUUCUCCGGUCCCAGUCUUUGCUCCCUAUGGCAGUAGGAUCUCUGGCUUUUAGUAGGAGAGCAGCAUUCCUUUCCUAGGGCUAGGAACUCCACAGGCAUAGUCUUAUUAGGAAUUUGAUGGCUGGGUGGGCUGACAGGUGAAAUCCUAUCAGCCAGCCUCAUGUUACUUAGAACAUUCUUUGUAAUACAUUUGAUGUUUUUAUUCAUGCCUCUUUAUUUAGAGUAAGUAAGUAAGCAAAGAGCUCUUCUUCAUAAUCGGCCAAAUACUAGGACACCUCCAUGUCUUUCCUGUGAUCUCAGUCUGUCCCUGUUACUGAGUAUUCCUCUACUGUUACCUCUGUUGUAGCUUUCGUUCAUUUAGUGUUUCCCACAGAAUCUGUCUUAUACUGCUACACAUUACCUGCUACAAGAUUGUCAGGUAAAGGGCAGAAUGCUGACUACACAAUUCUAGACAGCAUUUUAAAUGAGCUUGAGGCUACUGUAAGGAUGGAUUGAAAAGAAGAAAUGAUUGACGGUUUCCCUUAAGAAUUUGUUUACUGGGCAGCCCCGGUGGUGCAGCAGUUUGGCGCCACCUGCAGCCCGGGGUGUGAUCCUGGAGACCCUGGAUCGAGUCCCACGUCAGGCUCCCCGCGUGGCGCCUGCUUCUCCCUCUGCCUGUGUCUGCCUCUCUGUCUCUAUGAGUAAAUAAAUAAAAAUCUUAAAAAAAUAAAAAAUAAAAAACAAACAAAAAAAGAAUUUGUUUACUUAGCAGUGAAUUUUUUUUUCCUUUCCAUGGCAUUUUAGCAAGGGUCCACUGGGGAUUGACAGUCUUUCUCAAAUAGAAGCUACUAUUCAUCUUUAUUCAGUUCCUUUUGAAAAGCAAGAAUGUCCCACAUUAAAAGCAUAUUCUGUAUGUGGACCUUGAUAGUCAAGAAAAAAAAAAACAAGUUUUCCAAAGUUAGGACUAGGAGAAUAAUUUUUUUUUUGAGAAUAAUUUUUCAAGAUUGAAACAUUUACCCACACUAUUUAAAGCAAGCAAAAUAAUAAUUACAGAAAUGUGAAUAAUUUUUUAACUUGUUACUACAUUCUAAACAACUUAAAUAUUUAUGAGAAGCAAACCCUAUCUGUUGGGCAUCUAUUGGAGUUGGACACUUUUAAAUAUAUUUAACUUUCUUUUUGGUUCCAAAACCUUCAAGUGUUGCUUUUCUACUGGUAGAACUCUGUCCAUCUGUUUACAUGGAAAAUGCCUUUCUAUUAAAACAAAGCAGUUUCUCAAUAGAAAAGUGGAUUUCUGUCUUGAAGGUGAUUGACUUCAUGAUUAAGUAUAAUAGUACUAAAUUUUGACAUCCUUUUAGAAUUUAAAUCUAGAAUUUCAGAAAUAUUAGCUGCUGUUUGUAUUUGUGGGUUUUUUUCCUUUUGUUUUUUAGCCACUAUUUGCCCUUUCUAUCCAAUUUUAGGAAUAGUAAUAGUACAAUUAUAGUGUCUUGGUUAGUUAUUUAUUUUUAAUCCCUCUUAUCCACCCCCUCACCCUCCAGGUUUGAAUCCAGAUGUCGAAUGCCAUGUGAGAAAGUAAAUGAGUACAUGUUAAAGAUGACCCUAUAAUUUAGCAAACACUAGCACAGGAAAAAAAAAAAAAGGAUCCAAAGAAUUUAGAAAAUGCCUUAGAAUGGAGUAACAGGAUCUUCUACCUGACAUUUCUGUCCAUAUAUGGAUAUUAACAAUUCUGGAGUUUUAUGCAAUUAAGCAAAUUCUUGAAUUAUGUUCUGGUUUGUUCCUCUUCUACCCAGACAAACAAACAUACAGGAGAUUCUGCUUUUGGCAGCCACUUGUAAAAACAUUUAAGAUUCACUGGAAUUUAUAUCUCACUUCUCUGCUCAGGUUGCGGUCCACCUUUUGUGACACAUUGUUGGUUGCUAGUAUUUAAAGAAAUCAACCUAAAGCCAAAAUCUAACUCACCAACAAAACUAUUUUCAUUUUCUUUCUUGCUCAAGGCUUGGACUUUAGUUCAAAAGCUGAUACUUUACACACUUUAUUGAUACAAAAAUAUCUUGCUUAUGCUACACUUUAGAGUCUAAAGCAUUUUCUCAUUGCUUAUUGACAAAUGUAUAAAAUUCUAAAUAUCUUAAAAUAGUCAUUUAAUUGAAACAUAGUGUAUAUAUUCUUGAUGGUUAAAAACUUAGAGCCAGAGACAGAGUAUGCUAAAUGUGCAGAGUAAGGAUAACAUUCAAAAGGAAUGAAAGGAAUAUACUGUUGAAAACAACUCUUGGGGAUGCCUGGGUGGCUCAGGGCGUGAUUCCCGGGUCCCGGGAUAGAGUCCCACAUUGGGCUUCCUGCACGGAGCCUUCUUUUCUCUCUGCCUUUCUCUCUGUGUCUCUCAUGAAUAAAUAAAUAAAAUGUUUUAAAAGAAAAAAGAAAAAACCCUCUUUGACCAAAAGAGGGAUAUAAAGGAGAGGACUAAGUUGAACAGGAUACAAUCCCUUUUUAGCCCCAUGUAGCAGUAGGGAGAUCAGAAAUAGGAGCCACACCUUAGUUUGACAGCAGGGUCAGAACUGAUUUUGGUUUCUAGAAAGGGAGGGUGGAUUCACCAAAGAUGAAAGAGCUGAGGAGCAUGUGGAACCCCAGAGUUGGGGCAAAGGCCCGGUUGACCUAAUCUGGAGCAUAGACUGAGUAACUGUAGCCUCUGAUGGUGGUAAAAGGGACAAAUGUCUAGUUGACAAUUAUUACUAUUUUUUUUUAGUGGAACCAAAGGAAAAUCUGGAUAGUCCAACUUAGCUUUUAAACAGUAGUAGUCAUUGAAGCCAGAAUUUGUUGGUAAAUUUAUAGUAUGAUAAAUGGUGAUCUUUAAACAUGUAUCAAGAUAUUAGAUGAGUUCAUUAGACUAUUCUAAUGCUAAUGAACAUGUUUUAACAGGAACAGUUAUUCUCUGCAGGUGUAUACUUAAAUAGUUUGUCACUGAAGAACAAACACAUUGUCUGGGUGUUAGCCCUGAUCUUAUUAUAAAAAUGAAAAAAAGGCAGUGAAUUUCUUGGGAACUAAAAUUGAGUCUAGAAGUUACAAUGAUAAAUUUCAGCUCUAUGGUCUUUGUUACUGUUCUUAAUGAAUUGUUUUCCUCUAUAUAUUGCUAUAGAUGAGCUAUAGGAUCUUUUUUGCACCAGUGUAGAUAAUACCUCACUACUUACUGAGGACUCGUGCAGGGGUCUAGAGUCCUGGGCCAGGUGCUGGGACUAUGGUACCAAAUCUAGUAGAUGGGCCAUAUGAUAACUCUCCUAGGUAACACCGGGGCACUUGGAGGAGCUUUCUGGAGGAGCCAAGCUGAGCCUGGACCGAGGUCUGAACAGGAGACAGGCAACUGAGGCAAACAAGGAGGCAUGGAUGCCCCUGAUCUAUUUAGGGAAUGAUUCUACAGUGAGAUCGCAAAAACCCAGUCAACAGAGUUUAGGCUUUUUGUUUAGUUUUUCUGUUCUUUGAUGUUUUUCUUUUCUCCCCCUGUUUUCUUUAUCUAUUCUAGUGAUGCCUUAAUUUGAAGCUGGGUUUUAAAAACUGGAAGGAGGAGGAAAUUAGAUCUAGGAACCUUUUCAGUUUUGAACUAACUUGGCUUUUUUCCCCUUUUGUAUUAAGAUUUUAUUAGAUAAUCAAGAUUGGAAUCAUCAAGUGUUAAUACAAAAAUGAAAAGUAGAAUGGGGGUCUCCUGGGUAGCUUAGUCAAGUGUCUGCCUUCGGCUCAGGUCAUGAUCUCAGGGUCCUGGGAUCAAUUCCCCUGUCAGGCUCCCUGCUCAGUGGGAAGCCAGCUUCUCCCUCUGCCCCUCCCCCUGCUUGUGCUCUCUCUUUGAAAUAAAAUCUUAAAAAAAAAAAAAAAGAAAAAUAUAAU